This is a messenger RNA of Prorocentrum cordatum, 410 nucleotides long. NCBI's taxonomy places the organism in Eukaryota, Dinophyceae, Prorocentrales, Prorocentraceae. The record is from the annotation of a GenBank genome assembly.
CGAGGACCCAAUGGGCAUGACGAAGUUCGGCAUCACUCCCCAGGAGUUUGGCGAGAACGUCGCUGACGGGAGGCAGCGGCACCCAGUCCCGGAGGACCAGGAGGACAGGGCCAGCCAGCACGCCCAGGUGUGCAGCAGGAACAUCGGGGGCCCGCUGAAGACCAAAGAGCAGGUGUCGGAGCACGCCGAGUGGUACCUGUCUCGCCUCAUUGCGAGCGACCCGCGCGUGAGGGGCUACGUGCGAAAGCAGUUCUGGGAUCGCGUUGCCGUCUCGACGCACGUGACCGAGGCUGGCAAGCCGAUCGCCCAGGUCGCGGCGACCACCUUCAGGAGGGCCUACCGCGCCUACCACCUCGUGAACAAGCCGGCCAAGGCGUUCCUUGCGCGGCCCAACGACGAGCUCUUCUUAG